Arctia plantaginis is the source of this 1212-nucleotide messenger RNA. NCBI's taxonomy places the organism in Eukaryota, Metazoa, Arthropoda, Insecta, Lepidoptera, Erebidae. The record is from the annotation of a GenBank genome assembly.
AUGACUAGUCCAAAACUGAGUUUUCUUGUAAUUUUCAUUUACGGUUUUCUUUCGCACAAAUCCCAGGGUCUUUCGCCAGUGAUCCUUAUACCUGGAGAUGGAGGUUCUCAAAUGGAGGCGAAGCUAAACAAGACCCAUGUAGUCCACUACAUAUGUGAGAAAACAUCGGAUUUCUUCAACAUUUGGUUAAAUUUAGAGCUCCUGGUUCCAUUCAUAAUUGACUGCUGGGUAGACAACCUAAGGCUGGAGUAUAACAAUGUCACGAGGAGCACAUCAAACGCAGCUGGGGUUGAAAUCCGUGUACCAGGCUGGGGUAAUCCAGAGCCUGUGGAAUGGCUAGAUCCAUCUCGUGACAAAGCUGGAGCAUACUUCACCACUAUAGCUGAUACACUAGUCAAGCUUGGUUACCAGAGAAAUGUGUCCAUUGUUGGUGCACCAUACGAUUUCAGAAGGGCUCCGAAUGAAAAUUCCGAGUUCUUCGUAAACCUCAAGACUCUGGUGGAGGACACGUACAAUCUGAACAACAAGUCUUCUGUGACUCUCUUAGUGCACAGUAUGGGCGGUCUCAUGGCGGUGCACUUCCUACGGCUGCAGCCUCAAAAGUGGAAGGACCAGUAUAUCAGGAGACUGGUCUCGCUCUCUACGCCUUGGGCUGGAUCUAUGAAAGCUGUCAAGGUAUUUGCUAUAGGUGAUAACUUAGGCAGCGUGAUGUUGCGGGAGAGCAUAAUGCGUGCACAGCAGGUCACGUGUCCGUCGCUGGCGUGGCUUCUGCCGUCCCCUCUGUUCUGGAAGUCGAACGAGGUACUCGUCCAGACUGACAAGUUUAAUUACACGAUUCAGGACUUCCAGAAGCUGUUCACUGACAUGGAGCUGCCGAACGCGUGGGAGAUGCGCAAAGACACAGAGAAGUACACAAAGGACUUCUCCGCGCCAGGAGUUGAAGUACACUGCAUAUAUGGGUACAACGUAUCUACUGUUGAGAGACUCGUGUACAAAUCCGGUACAUGGCUAGAUGGGUACCCAACCCUUGCAACGGGCGACGGCGACGGCACAGUUAACCUGCGCUCGCUCAGCGCCUGCGAAUAUUGGAGAAAAAAGCGCCUCAGGAACGGCCAUUCAAUCAAGUCCUUAGCUCUGCAAAAUGCUGAACAUCUCAAGAUACUCCACGAUCAGCGAGCGCUGGACUAUAUCACGCUUUUAGUCAAGAAUUGA